AUGGCGUGGGUGCGCUCUGCGUGGCUGCUGGUGACUUGGGUCGUCGCCACCUGCUCCGCCGGAGCAGGCUCGAGUCAUGCCGCACUGGCAACAAUCUUCGACCCGGGCAGCUUGGCCGCUGAGGAGAAUAUGGAGAACAACCCUGAAGAGCUGAAACUCCUGCAGGCGCGUGCCUCCCGUGGCCAUGCGCAGUCGGCGCCCGAGGUCAAGCUUGAGCAGCGCGAGAUUGCCUCCGGCAAUGUGACGGUGCCCGGCGUGGUCUUGGAGCUGGUGUCCGGGAACUUGUCGAUGGUCCUUGAGGCCAUUACCAUCAAAGGAGGCUUGAUCCAAAGCUUCAGCCUCAACAACCGGAGCAUCCUCCUGAAGCGCCCCUACGUGGACCAGAUGGACGGGUGCGUGUUCUGGCCCAGCCCUCAGUCUGCUUGGGGCUGGCCACCCCCUUCGGCCAUUGACCCCACGCCCUCGAAGGACUUCGACACUUCGUACGACUUGCGCCUUUCUGAGCUCAAGCAUAGCUUCGAGCUUGUGAGCCCGGUGUGGAAGGACCACAACAUGACCGUGUCCAAGAAGGUCUCGGUCGACGCGUCGCGGAUGUCCUUCAUCAUCGACUACGGGAUUCACGUCGGCGGGGCGGGAGGGAAGUGGGCCCCAUGGGAGAUUGCAAGGGUCCCACCUUCUGGCCUCACCUUCUUUAAGACGGGUUCCGAACAGAAUUCCGGAAGCUGGCCUCCGCUGCUCUUGCAGCACAUUGGGGGCGUGACGUGGUUCUUGCAGAAGGGUGACGCGUCAUCCGGGAAGUUGUUUGCCAGCACAGUGCCAUCUACACCUUCGGGGCUCUCAUGGCUAGCCCACACGGACGGCGUGCUGCUCUUCGUGAAAUGCUUCCGUCACUUGCCCGAUGGGAUGCACGCCCCAGGUGAGCUACAGAUCGAGAUUUACGACGGCGUCGACUAUGUAGAGAUGGAGCAGCAGGGUGCACAUGAGGAGCUUCUUCCUGGCGAGUCGAUCACUUGGACUGUCGAGUGGUUCCUCCGUGAGAUGCCCCCUGGAGCAGUCGCGACUCCAGGGGACAAGAUCCUCAUGGACUCUGUGGAGGACAUGUGCAAAUGA
Molecule: messenger RNA, 1110 nt
Organism: Symbiodinium natans
Lineage: Eukaryota; Dinophyceae; Suessiales; Symbiodiniaceae
Source: the annotation of a GenBank genome assembly